AUGGAUUCCAAUCCAUACCGUCAGACUAACUAUGUUGAUCUCCUUACGAGUCAACAAGGAAGCUUUAGUUUUGAUGAAGAUAGUGUCCAAGUAUCUUCAUCGCAAGUCCCUCUUUUUGCCACUGAAGCUUCAACCUGCCCUCAAGACCCUCCUGCAGAGCACAAGGAACCACGGAGGAUGUGGACGCCUGUUGAAGAUAUUGUGCUCAUCAGCGGCUGGCUUAACACAAGCAAAGAUCCAGUGGUGGCAAAUGAGCAACGGCAAGGGGCAUUCUGGAAAAGGAUAGCCGCUUACUUUGCGGCAAGUCCCAAGAUUGCAGCCGGUGCACACCGAGAAGAAGGAAACUGCAAGCAGCGUUGGCACAAGAUCAACGAUCAAGUGAACAAGUUCUGUGGGGCUUUUCAAGCAGCAACUAGAGGGAAGACUAGUGGGCAAAAUCUCGUUGAAUUUUAUUAA
Molecule: messenger RNA, 456 nt
Organism: Raphanus sativus (radish)
Lineage: Eukaryota; Viridiplantae; Streptophyta; Magnoliopsida; Brassicales; Brassicaceae
Product: glutathione S-transferase T3-like
Exons: 1
Coding region: 1-456 (151 amino acids)
Source: RefSeq, a predicted model, not a curated record